AUGUCUUCCAAGGCCAAGAGGGCACGAGGAAAGCAUGGCGGGGGUGGCGUCGUCGUCGGCGGCAAAUCGGAGGAGAAAAAGGAGAGCAGCGCCAAGCGCUGUAAGAAGUGCACCGCACUACUUCCAAUGAUGUACAAGAUGAAGGACAAGCUCGCGGAGCUUCACCCGCAGUGCAACCAGUACAAAGGUUGCUGCGAGGACAUCCCUACCCUGGUGAAAGUAAUUGCACAGAGCCGAGAACCAGGAGCUCCGGCGUCAGCUCGCGAUGCCCCCCUUUGCAAGAACGCCGCCUGGGCGAACCGCACCCUCCACGGGGUCGACGAAUUCGUCUGUGCCUGCCGCGCCGGGGCACCGUCAAAGAAGGGAAGCAAGGGUGCCGCAGUCGUCGCCGCUCGUUCGGAGGUCGUCAGCGAUAAGAGGAAGGCGCUAGCACCGUCUUCGGGUGGAACUCAAGGUGCAGCCCUCACCGCCAGUCUUGGCCUUGGCAGCGACGCCGCAGGCAGCGGCAGCGGUGGCAACGAGGGCGGCAGUGGCGGGCCAAGCGGCCCUGUGGGCUCGACAGCGGCGGUGACGGCGCCAGCGCGGAAAGACAGGUCGAAAGGAGAGAAAGUACGUGACUGGACCGCUGCCGUUGCUCGGCAAAAACGAGAGAGGGGAGGACGGGGUGACGUCGAUGAGAAUGGGAAGGGAGCGGCCGGUCGGGGUGGCGGCGGCGGCGGCGGCGGCGGCAACGGUGGUGGUAGCAGCGGUGAUGUUGGUGGGGGUUGGGGAGGAUUGGAAAAGGGUGGUGAGGAUAGCGUGGAAGAAGAAGAACAAGAGGAGGAGGACCAAGCAGAGGAGGCGGCCGAGGAGUCAGGUGCGACGGCCAGAAAAAAAGACUCCUCGAGCAGCGGUGGCGGCGAUCGCAAGAAGGGCAAGGGUAAAAAGAAGAGAGGGGAAGCAGCGGAGGCGCCGGCGGUGGUGCAGCCCACCGGGGUGUUCGCGGCAGCCGCCUUCAGCUUCCUGGACGAGGGCAGCAAGGAGAAGGAAGGCGGCGAGACGACCAGCAGCGAUGACGACGACGACGACGACGACGAUAGCACCACCACCAGCGACGACAGCGACGGGAGCACCAACGGGCGGCGCCAGAAUCAACCUCGCAAGCGCGCAAGAACGGCGAACGGGGGCGCCGCCGCCGGCGGCGUAAGCUGGGGCGGCGGCGGAAGGCGCCGUCGCAGCGGCCCCGUCCCCCAGACGUCGAGCAUGCUAGCGAGGGGUUUCCGCCCCGGGGGCGAGAGCGCCGCCAGUAACGAGGACGGAGUCGAGGAAGAGGGCGGCGGCGAAGGCGACUUCGACGACGGGUGGGAGGAGGGCGAGGGGCAACAGGAGGAGGAAGAGGUGGAGUGGUAUGAGGACACGCCCGGCGACAUGGGCCGCUUGGGGUGGAGCCAGUGCCGUAAACUCCUCCUCGCCGAUACCGCUGGAUCUGCUCCUUCCUUGGAGAGCGGCGACGAGAUCCUCGGACCGAAGGGGCUAAGCGCCCUGCUUCGGCUGGAGCUGACGGGAGCGGUUUCCAUGGAAGGCGUGCUUGUGUCGGCGCUGAGGGGGAGGUCGUUGAAGCGAGACCACGGGUUUCUCGGCCGCUUGGCGCUGCAGCUCCUGUCGGGGAUCGACGCCGCACAUGCCUCGCCUCUGUCCGACCCGGAAGUGCUAAGCCUGGUCGUGGAAGAGCUGGAGGGCCUUGCGGAGAUACUCGCGGCGCCAUCGACGACGGCGCAGCUGAGGGGCUACGGCUGGGCCAGGGAGACUCGCCUCGCCCUGGAGCUCUUGUCGGAGACCCUCCUUGGCUGGAUGGACGAGCACCAGGCCAAGCGCUACUCCGGGGUCGGAGAUACCGAGAACGGGGACGAUGAGAACGAUGACCCCGGGGGUUACUCUUCCAUGAGCUUCGGAAACAGCAAGAAAAAGAAAAAGAAGAAAGCGAAGGCCAAGGGCGUUGGCGCGGGCGCUAGCGCUGGGAGUUCGACCGGGAAAGGAGGCGUCGGGGAGGAGGAGGGAGGGGACGCUUGGAGGGCGGAGGCGGAGGCUACGGUGUUAUGGUGGUGGGAGACGGACGAGGAAGCGAGGGUUCCUUGGGCCGUGGCGAGGCUUCUCGGCCUGUUGCUCAGGCGGCUGGACCAGCUCCAGCGCACCCAAGCCGUGCUCCACCCCAUCCUCGUACGCUCCCUGGGGGGACCCGCGCGCCUGCGGCGCUUCCCCCUGGCCUUCCUCGAAGCCUUCCCGGGUCUCCUCCUUCGCUCACCGCUCACCGCCGCCGGAGCCCUCGCGAACGGUCGGCACCGCGAAGGACAGGAAGAGGAUGGGGCCAAGGUUGACCAGGGUGAUGGUGUCUUGGCUCCCGGGCUGUGGCGGCGGGCUGUGGCGGCGGUUUUGUUCCCGCCGGCAGCGGGGGGCGGUGCCAAUAGCGGCUGUGGUACGGGUGUUGUUGUUGGUGGCGGCGGUGGAGGUGGAGAUGGGGCCGCGGUUGUCUCUGCGAGAUUGAAGCUGAUGUGGUUCGGUGAUGUUCGGCAGGGGCAGCAGCGUGAAGGCGGAGGGCCGGAGGAGGAGACGGCCGACGACCUGGCCGACAAGAUCCUGCAAGCCAUCGGCUCUCUUCACAGCAGCCCCCGGGCGGCUGCGAAGGCCGGAGAGGAGGGGGGGUGUGCGUUGUGCCGGAGGGGCGGCGGAGGGGAUUGCAGCGGUGGCGCUUGUGGGGGCGACGAUGCGCUCGCGAUGUCUUCGGGACUUGUCCUUGUGGCAAGGGGCGCGACGGAGGAACUUCGGGGUGGCUAG
Molecule: messenger RNA, 2811 nt
Organism: Ectocarpus sp. CCAP 1310/34
Lineage: Eukaryota; Phaeophyceae; Ectocarpales; Ectocarpaceae
Source: the annotation of a GenBank genome assembly